CAUUUGCAUAAGACCUCAGUCUUUUCAACUGCUCUCCUUUGUCGGGCCAUUAAUGGAAGACCUCGUGCUUCUGCAAAUGAUAAUGCCCUGAAAAAUAGCGUUACCCUUAAAAUAGCAAUUUCCUGUUUUUCUAUGUGUUGUCAUUAUAAGGACGAGAGGACUAAACAAGUUAGUUUCUAUCGCUGGAUGGCUAUCUUUAAAUUGAUGCUGUAACUUCUCAUAGACGUACUUGGGGGCACGGGUGGCUGUGCUGUGCCUUGAGUUGCGUCCCUUGGGCAUGCCAGAACGGCUUUGGAUAGUGGGUUGGACAGAUUAUGAUUCUAGGUUUGUCAGCACCACCCCUCCUGCCACCAACUGGUGGGUUUCACUGAAUGGUAAACAUCUGAGAUCUUUCCUCUCACAUUAAGCUGACACCCUGUUAUGUAACUGGAAUACAGUUCAGAGUGGUGUUAAACCCAGCUGUGUCCAGUUGCGAUGCACGGACAGGUAGUGAGCUUAACACAAUGUGCUUUCAAGCCGCAUGCUGAUGAUCUGAUGGGUAUUCAUAUCGUAACAUCUGAUAAAUAGUGAUCAAUACUUGUUUGAGAGAGGAAGGCAAAGCCACACUAUGGGGCGUUCGAGGAGCCGUUCACGUAGUCGUGACAGACGACGGAGCUACAGUCGAAGUUACAGUCGCAGUCCUAGCCCCGAGGAUGGGUCACGCAUACAUGUAGCUGACCUUGGCAUUGAUCCUUCCAAGAAUGAAAUUGUAAGGUCUUUUGAGAAGUAUGGGCGGAUUGUCGACAUGUGGUUGGCUCGCAACCCACCCUGCUUUGCAUUCAUUGUGUACAGGUAUCGUGACGAGGCCGAGAAGGCCAUCAAAGAAAUGGACGGGAAGGGUUUGUGUGGAGGGAGGGUGAGAGUGUCAAUGGCACGUCCCAGGACACGAGGGAGGAGGAGGCGGGGGUUUGACCCCAACCUGAGAUGCUACCAGUGUGGAGAGAAGGGCCACUUCUCACGAGACUGUGCGGAAGUUUGGCGCAAUCGCAGGCGUGAUCGUAGCAGGACUAGGUCGAGGUCACGCUCCCGAUCCCGCGGCAGACGUGAUCAUCAACGCAGCCGUCGAUCCUACAGUCGCAGCGAAAGCCGUUCCAAGAGUCGUAGUCGGAGUAACUCUAGAUCCAAGUCUUCAAAGAAGAAGAGUUCCUCAGACAGCAAACGCAAUCGCAAACACUCCCGAUCGUCUCCAUCCCCACGCUCAAAGUCCCCCAAAAAAUCAAAAUCCAAAGAUGGAAAAGGUGACAGAAAAAGCUCAAAGAACCACCUUUCUGAUCAUGAAGACCGUAAAACUGAGAAGGAAAAGAAAACUAGAGACAAUGGUGAUAGAAAAGAGAAAUCAAAAUCGCCUAUGAAAAGGCCUGUUUCGCAAGAACUGUCACCAGUGAGAGAAACGAAUGGAGAAGUGAAUUCAGUUGGAGAUAAAAGGGAGGCAACUCUACCCGCUAAAUUACCCGAUCCUAAUGAGGGUCGAUGGGCAGAUACAAGUCCUCCAGUUAAGGAGAAUAUGGAAGGCCGAUGGGCCGAUAAUUCCCCGAAUGAAACCAAUCCAGUUGAAGAUCGACUGGCCAACUCUCCCCCACGGAAAUGCACUAACCCUAUUGAGGGUCGAUGGGCUGACACCCCCUCCCCUUCUGAGGACAACAGGAGGGACAGGGGUGGUGGGGACAGUUCUGAUGGGGGUGAGUGAGAGUUGGCAAUACGCGAGUGGGCAUAAUAGUUACAGUGAAAAAUGGUGGCUAUUUUAUACUAAUGAUAUCAUUCCAUUUGAAAGAGAUUCAAAAAUAUAAUUUCAUCAUAUACUCCAGACUGUCAUUUGGUGAUGUUGCCAUCAGAAGCCACAUUAAGAGAAUGUAGAAUUGGUUGUUCGAAGAUGAUGGCCUCAUCUCCAAGGUAUGGUGCUCAGUCAGGUCAAGGUGUACCAGCCCAUACAUUGUCAGUACAUUUUAGACUAUGAACUAUCAAUAGCUAUAUUUUCCCUGCGUUAAACUAGACUUUUGACUAGUGACUAUAGCUGCCGCAUGGUACAAUGGGUUGAACUGAUUGAAUUUUGUUUUGUACUCAAAUCAGUGGAUAUGAGUCCAUCUUUUAACAAAUACUUUAUGCUCUCAUCGUGAUUUGCUUGUAAAUGACACAGUAUUUUAACUAAGACAAAACCGGAGUGCAUUGUUUUCUUGAAAGGGGACGUGGGAUAUCAAAGGAUAUAUUACUCACACCACAUUACGCAUCCAGUAUUUAGUGAAAGAAAUGCCUCAAGACAAUUGUAUACUGUAAAUCAACUAAGUAUUCAGUGAUAGAAAUGGGCACUAGUCCUGUAGUCCUUGCCAAACUGCCCAAUAGUUAAGGUAUCUCAAGGACGAGAAGAAAUUUGCCCUUUUUAAGGGUUUUGCUUUGUGUUAUCAUUAUUAGGACUAUCGGACUAAAACUGUUAGUUUCUAAUGCUGGUAUUUUCCCAAGAACACCGUUUCAUAGACCAAUAACCCAACAGAGGUAAUGUUUUGUUCUAUGGUCAUUUAAUAUUGCAGUAUUAUGAAGUAUUUUUGGUUUCUAUGCUUGAAUAUCAUUCUUUUAUCAUAUCAUAGAAUAUUAAGGAAGGGAGGUAACUCUCAAUGCAUAAUUUUCAACACAAAUUGCAAUACCAAUCCCUAACCAUCAAGGUAAAAUCACUUGGAGUCAAGAUCAAUUUCUUGUUUAUAAUUAGUGGAUUUACUGUAAAAGUGGAAGAAUGUCAAAUGUGGUUGGUUGUCGGCGUCACCUUUUGUGCAAUGGAUGGAUGCAUCAAGAUACUUGCAUCCGCGAUAUAAUUACACAAUGUUUGCUUGUAUAGUUUUAGAAUGUUUUUCUUGUUAAUACAAGCUCACAGGUGGUCCAAUGGUCUGAGUACCUGGUAGCUGCAAUUUGAUGAGCAGAGUUGUGCCUCUUAGUCAAACCAGGAUCCGAUAUUCAGUGGUUCAAGUCACAGUCUUGCGCUGAUUAUGAUCCUUGAUCUGGCAAUACUAUAACCAUCCUAGUGGGUUUCCCUUCAUUUACAACGGAACAACCCGUCAAAACAUCUUCCGACCCUGCACAUUUUUUCAUUUACACUCUAUGCCCUUUCAUUGCAUAAAUAACCAGAGCUUCAGGCCAGAUUUUUUAAAGUUCUCAGUUACCAGAUUUUUUAAUGAAAAAUUCGUUUUUUUCUGCAAACAUUUUCUUAUAAUACUACUCAAAAGAAGUUAAAGAACACCCAAUAUUUUCAUUGGCCAUGGGUAAUCAGGUGGUCUUUAACUUCUUUUGAGUAGUAUAUGUUGCCGUAUGUGCAGUGUUUGGUAUGUUUACUUCAUCAGUUAACCUGUUGUAAGUUUAAUCUAUUGAAUGUUCGAUCUUGUUUCAUGGUGAAAAAGUUUGAAAUUGGCACAGUAGAGAAAAUAGUUCUUUUUGUGCCAUUUUUCAGUUUUUCUUGCCUAAUAGUUCGAUCACAGAAAUGUACUCAGGAUUUCUACAUCAUAGUAUGUAGCACAGAGCGAUGCAAGUAUCUUGACACACAUUGUACAUAGGGUUGAAACAGUACAUCGGUGCAUUGUGAGUUUUUAUGUGACGAUACGGUAUGUCAUACUGUUUUUUCUGUAUCGAUACAAGACGAUACACUUGCUUAAAUGAAUUACUACUCUCUUAAAGACCCUUGGUGUUUUUCUCGCUCAAAUAUUGCAACAUGUUGAAAUUAGCAUUUUAAGUUCACUACUAAAAAUAGGCGCUACAAACGUGUCUACAACUAUCUCUCCCGUUUAAACCUUCUCUGAAAUAUUUAUGUAUCAAGAGGUUUUACGUAAAUAUGCAUAUCACAAUGCGUAUCAUAUCCUGACCCAUGUAUCGUGAUGCGUAUCGUAUCGUGACCUCGCUGUAUUGUUUCACCCCUAAUGUACCGCAUGGUACUGUAUGAGAGCACCAGAGUAUUCCUGUUAGAGACUUGUGCCAAUAUGUGUUUCCACUUGUUCCUGCAAGUCAGUUCCACAGUUGUCUGUUCGCACUGUCUGCCCAUGUGUAGUGUCCAGAACUGUGUACUGGUUUACUGUACCAAAUCAUGUUACUCAGAUUGUUAAGAGAACCGUUUCAGGGAGCACUUCAAAAGUUAAUAAAAGGAUUUUUAAAAUAAUUACUCAAUUUUUGAGUAUUACCCUGAGGAUCUGAAUGGUGAAAUUGUUGACCUUCUCAAAUAUGUUCUGUUGUCAAUUGAACCAACUUUGCAAUGGUUUUAUGAUGGUGAAAGCUUUAAUAAAAGUAAGUCCAGCCUUUCUCUCAACUUUCGAACUGCUCCCUAACCUUUAUCCCUGAUGUUAUUCUGGACGAUGUUUGAGAGCCCUAUUGUUUUGUCAUUGUAAAUUUGUAAUAUUCUGUACAAAUUUUCUGCGUGAUGAAAGUAUGGAAUUUUUAUAGAUCAUGGUCAUUUUAUGAAAAGAACUGUUUGUCUGUUACGGUUGUGUUCAUGUAUUUUUCAUUUAUUGUGUUCAAACGUAGAAAAUGUACAAAUGGAAUUCAGAUUAUUUAUUUGUAUUGGGCUUCUAAUAGGACAUAUGGUUCUCUUGCACCUCUUUCUCCAGGAUUAUAUGAUGCAGGCAGUUCUGCUUCAUGACAAGAAAUGAACCUUCUUGCACUGAAAGCUUGCAUACAUUUCCCCCCUUUUAAGCUUAUCUUAUCUGUCAGUUCAACUGUACUUAUCGCACAUACCUCCCUUAAAAUGUUUUAGAUCUUUAAUGACUCCGGAAACCAUUGCUUUGAAACUGAAACUUUUCAAGGAUGACCCAACCAAUGGCGUCUAUGAUGUGUUUGUUGUUUAACGCCACACUUGGCAAUAUUCCAGCAAAAUGAUGGAGGCCUGUAAAUAAUGGAGUUUGGACCAGACAAUCCAGUGAUUAGGAUCUUGAGCAUUGAUCUACACAACUGGGAUUCAUUGACAUGCAUCAACCAACUCAGUGAAUCUGACCACCCGAUCCCCUUAGUCACCCACUUACAACAAGCAUGGGUUAUAGGUAGCUGAAGACAAAUUCUUACCCAGAUCUUUACAGGAUCAGUGUCAAUGAAGUGCUAAAUAGUCCUUGUUUUCAUGGAGGAAUAUCAUUUUGGUCAUUUACUUCAUUUCAUGUAUAAUUGUGAAAUGUGAUACACAUUAGUAUCUGGAAUAACACAAUUUUUAUCUCCCCUGAAACCUCUAUAUUUAGGGCUGAAGUUUGGUGUAUAAAUAUCCAAUCAAUGCGUCUAAAAAGUGCUCACAUAAAUCACAUCCAAUUCAAGACAUAGAUAUCAUGUUGCCCACAUGGAAGUUGUAAUUUGUGCAGUUUUCUAAGCCGUUUCUGCAUGUAUCGUUAUGAAAUAUUCAUAUUGUUUUGGUCGAUCAAAGGUCCUGUUACUUAUUUGCCUUAUUCCAGUGAGGGCUUGGUUUAGCUAUAUAAAACAUACACCAACCUUUGCAACCUAUUUCAGAGAAAUGCAACCUAAUAUUUAUGUUUACAUGCACCAAGUGCAUGUCAAACAUUUGUGUCUGACUAACCCUUACUGGACCACACACAUCGGUCUCAAGACACACUCAAAACCACUUAAGUUUAUUUACUACACUACGUAACUGAUCCCUGUGUUACGUGUAAUUUGUCAUACUUUCUUGUUCUUGAUGUCUUGAAAUUGUGGGUAUUUCAAGAUUAUGUGCACGUUCCUAUUACAUUUUACCGCAAUGCAUCACUAAUUUAUGGGACACUGGCAGCAGACCAGGCUGUUUCAACUUUGAUAUCUGUAUUGGACCAGUGUGCAACCUGGUUUUGGUUAGUGCUACUUGGUUUUUAUGUCAACAUGCACCUGAAGCAAGUUGAAUAAAGUUCCUUAAAUCGAGCCCUGCCAGUAAAAGUGUGAGCUACAGUGUCAUGUGAUUCUAUUUAUGGUGGUGCGGAGAACCAUAUGUCUUUAUAUCUGCAGCUUCAACUCACUGACAUAAUUGCUUUCUAGUCUGUAACUGUAACCUUAUCCUUACAAGAUUAUUUGUAUUUGUUAAGUUGUUGUUGAAUAGGGUGAAUGGCAAGUGUUAGCUUGCCAUGCAGAUGGAUGUGGGUUCACUUCCCAUUGGGCUCAGUGUGGGAGCCCUAGUCCCUGGUAUGAUUGUGAUUUUUCUAUGAUACUUGAAUAAAAACUGUGGUAUAGUAUAA
Molecule: messenger RNA, 6203 nt
Organism: Haliotis rufescens (red abalone)
Lineage: Eukaryota; Metazoa; Mollusca; Gastropoda; Lepetellida; Haliotidae
Product: serine/arginine-rich splicing factor 7-like
Exons: 6
Coding region: 608-1726 (372 amino acids)
Molecular function (GO): zinc ion binding; RNA binding
Source: RefSeq, a predicted model, not a curated record